CGGCGGCGGCGGCCGGAGCGGACGCGCAGGAGGCCGCGCCGGGGCCCUCGGGGCUCGCCGAGCUGACGGGACGGACGAUGGGCGCGCGCGCCGGGCCCCCUCCGCAGCUGUCCGCGCUGCUGCCGCUGCUGCUGCUGCUGCUCGAGCUGCUGGGGCCAGGCGCGCAGGCUGCGCGGGGUCGCGGCGCCGACAAGCAGAACACGUUCCGCCGGGCGGCCAGCGGCGUCUACCAGAGCGUGAGCAGCCUGUGCGGGGAGGACAACGUGCGAGCCGUGCAGAAGUUUUUCUCCAGGUCAACCGAGAGAUUUGUAAAUGGAGUAGAUAUCUUAGUGGAGACACUGUGGAGACUCUGGACCGAUCUUCUGGAUGUUCUCGGAAUCGACGCCUCGAACCUGACGCAUUAUUUUAGCCCCGCAGCCGUGGCUAACAACCCCACUCGAGCUCUGUUGUUGGUCGGUGCCGUCCUCCUGGCCUACUGGUUCUUGUCUCUCUUCCUGGGAUUUCUCUUCUAUCUCUUGCACGUCCUGUUUGGUCGCUUCUUCUGGGUUGUGAGGGUCACCCUGUUUGCCCUCUCCUGUGUAUACAUCCUGCAGAAGUAUGAAGGAGAGCCUGAACAGGCGGUCCUGCCCCUCUGCUUAGUGGUUGCCAUUUACUUUAUGACGGGCCCUGUGGGCUUCUACUGGAGGAGCGGCGGCACCGGCGGUGGCAGCGGCGGCUCCAACCUCAGCAUGGGCAGCCACAGCCUGGAGGAGAAGAUUGACCAUCUUGAUAGCCAGAUCAGACUACUCAACAUCCGCCUCUCCCGGGUGCUCGAAGGCAUCGAUCGCGACAGUGACAAAUGAGACAAGCCAGGUUAAUCACCUUUCACCAGCUCUUGGAAAAUCAAAAAGCACUAUCUUACUAAAAGUUACAAAGCAACAAAACAGCACAUUGUGAGGUUAUUGGACCACAUUACAACUUUAGGUUGAGAAGAAUUUUAAAAUAACUUAUGUAGAACACUGAGACACCCUGAGAACCAUUAGUUGUGUAAAAAAAAUAUUUUUUCAAACGAUAAAACCCACAUUAGCUGUAUACGAAAAAAUUUAUCCAUGCAUAGAGCAUACAAUUACUUUUUUCAAGUGUUUAAAGACAUAUUUUGUAAGGUUUUUAUAAAGGCAGAUCAAGUCAAGUCUAUUAAAACUUUAAAGUGAGGAGAAGAUUAUGUGAAUUUGGCAUUUUAGAGAAGCUUAAUCUCAAGCAUUUGUUUUCACAGCUCUAAAAAGACACUGUGGGUUCACAUGUGAGGUGUUUCCAUUUUCACAAGUUGUAAGCUUUGGGGGAGGGGGCCCACAGUUGGGUUAUCAGGUGUCAGUUGCUGUAUGAACAUAUAGAAAACUAAUUAUUAGAAUUGUCAUUGCCCCAUUCAGGUCUCCUUUUUAAAAAUUUUUUAUUUUCUCAAGUCUCCUUUAAAUGAAGAAUUCAUUUUUGCAAACAGACCUGAGAUUUGCUCUGUAUUUUGUCAUACUUGAAACUGGGGAUUUUCCUCCAAAGGGUUUUAGAAAGUGAAAAUCCAAGAGAAUCAGAGAAAUGUUUUGGAGCUUGGAGUCUGAAGUUUGGUAGCGAGGUGGCGGUCACAUUGACACUCUCAACAGGCAGGUCUUGGUUUGAUAACCUUCUUUUAAGGGCUGCCUUGUUAGGAAGCUUUGGGUUGACUUGGACCCAAAUAAGGCCUCUGAAAGGAAAAAAAAAGCCCAGCAAGUAACACAACUUGCAAGUUAUUUAAGCAUCCCUCAGGACCACUGGGCAGCAAUAAGCGCUCUUCAGGUUUUAUUCUUAACAUUUUAAUAGUAGAAUCUCUAGGUGCUUUUUGCCUGAAGUCUAUGGUGUCCUCAUUUCCGGUGAUCCUUGGAGAAGUUACCUAUGAUUGGAAUCAUAGGAGGAUUUGAGGGAGCUUUGUUUGGUGGGGGAGUCAGUAACAUGCUCUGGUUUGCUAAUUGGUACAUCCCAGGUUUAUGACUGCUAUCAGCUUGAGUGAAAUCUGUGGAGCAAAAGACAAAACCUCAGGGAAGUGUGCACAGGAGCUCCUCCUGAUCUUGGGGGAUGGUGGAUGUUUCCACAGGUACCCUAAGAUGCUGAUUGUUUCCCUACUGAUUUCCUCCCUGACCACCAGGGUGCUCAGUUUCCCUAUCAACCACUAAGUGGAAAUCUGACUGGGGUGGGGGCAGGGGUGAGGGUAACUGGUAGAAGCAGGUACCUGUCCAGAGCAGUAGUCAUGAUUUGGAGAACCCAGAAUUUAACAACCUCAUGUGAUCCUUACUGGGAUUUUUUUUUCUUUGCAAGCAUUUGGAAAAACAAUUUUUGAGAAUUUUAUGAAACUGCUAUUUUUAAGUUGCACAUAAUGCAACACAAGGCUGCUUUGAUUGGCUUCCUGUCAAUUCAGGAAGUGUUAAUUUAGAUUCAGUUCAGUUGAUCUUUGUGGGUAUUGGUGGAAACACAUAUUUUCUGGAUUGAAAUGGUUCCAGUCGUGUUACUCAAGUCCUGCUAGCUCAUGUCUUUUUAGCACCUCUGGGAGCUGGGCUCAGGGGAAAGGGAAGUCAUUCUCAUUCUUGCUUAGGUUCCAGGACCCCUCUCCAAAUUACUUUUUGGAAUUAUUGUUGAUUCUGUACAUACUUAACUGCUUUUCAGUUUCCUCCCUAUCCUAGACCACGUGGAUGUGCUGUGUCAUUUACAAAAUGUCUUGAGUUUUAAGUCACUCUUUUUAUUGGUUAGUUUGUGUGCUUUAAUUUUUUUCCUGGAGUGAAAUCAGUUCCUUAUUCUUCAUUUUUCCAAAGUUGUAAAACCCAUGAGAGGUAUCUUGCUGGACAAAGAACAAGACUAGGGAAGUAAAAGAAGUUGACUUUUUAGUAAAUUCAAAGGACACAGGGAGGAAGGGGUGUGUGUGUGUGUGUGUGUGUGUGUGUGUGUGUGUGUAAACAUACAUACAUGGAAACAAGCAUGUCUGUGUGUGAGAGAAAAUGUGUGUGUUUGUGUAUGUGUACACGUACAUACAUGGGAACAGCCAUGUCUGUGUGUGAGCAAAAAUGCCCUGAAAAUGGAGCCCAGGGCUAGAAACCAUAAGUCUGUAACAGGCACCAUUCCUCUGAGUAGCGAGAAGCAUGAGAUUCAUGCCUGAUUUUUCUAUGGAAGUGUAUCUGUGUAUAAUUUUAUACUGUGUAAUAUACAGGUAGGGAGAUGCCUCUCUUUUUAAAUGAAGAAUCUUCAACUGGCGAUAACAUUCUUAAAGGGUUACCGAUGUUUUAAAACCGAUCAGAAUUCUGGAUGCCAAUGACAGAAACUUUCACGUUGAAGAUACUACAUACAAACCUUUGACAUGUGGCCCAGGCUUGUUUUCAUCUACUAGGGGGCUUUUGUAGAGAAGAUCUCCAGCGGGAUGAAAACUGAUAUAAUACAGCCACUCCCCUUUGCCCCUUGCAUCCAACCUUUUCUUUUGAGCUCACCCUUUUGUAUGUGGAAAAAUAUAUUUUUGUACCAUGUGUCUCAUACCUUGAACAACAUUUUGUAUAUCUUAAAUGCCGUAGGAUAAUAAUACAGAACAAUACUACUCAUGACAGGUUCUAAUGACUAAUAUGAUGCUAUUAUAAGUAGAAACUGACCACAUAAAAUUUAUCAGUAUUAAUUUCCCCACUGUAUCAAUAUCAUGAUGGCUGUUUACUAAGGGUAGUAAUUUUAAACAAGAUAAAUGCAAACUGUUCAUAUUGAUAGAAUCUUUAAGUUGCCGUUUCAAUGUUUGGGAGAAAUUUUUUUCAUCAGUGCAAAUUUUGGCUUGUCCCAUUGUAUGCACAGUGAUGUCUUAGUGCAUCCCCUUAAUAUGUUGAAAUAUAUUUUUCCAUACAAAGUUCUGUUGCUGUCUCUCCCCCCUUUCCUCCUCCAUCUCCCACCUUAUUUCUGCUUUAGGUUCCAGCUCCAGUCCCAUUGAUGUGAUUGGGGAGUAGUAAACCUGCCUUCUUGCAACAGGAUUUCCUGAAUGCCAGCUUUGCCUUGCCCCCGGAACGGUCAGGGGUAAUCUUUAAUUGCUUCAUUUCUGCUCAGUCUGACACUCCCCUGCCUCCCCCCCACCCCAACUCCCUACCCCUACUUAAACAGACCUUGAGAAAAAGGAUAUCUCUCUUUCUGGUUCAUACUUGUUGGUAGAUUUUGAAACUGGCUGAUCUAACUAUAAAUUCAGCUGUCAUCUUACAAAGUGUUAGGGUUAAAAGCUUAAGAUGUCAAAACUCCUAAGCUAUGGGUGUGCAUCGUAAUGCAUCACAGUUCUACAAAAAUACCUAGUUCUAGGGCAGUUUGUAAAUUUCAGAGCUCUGCCUCUUCUCUAUAGAUAAUGGAAUUCUUUCUCUUUUUCCGGAUGUGAUACAGUGCUUUUAAUUGGUAUUGGGUGUCAAUCAGUACGCUGUAUAGUAUCUGGUAUAAAUCAGCCUUGUUCCUGAAUAUUGCAUUCUUCUGACUGUUUUGCUAUUAAAUAAAUGCCUUGUCGAUGCCCCGUCCUGUGGAAUAUAAACUGGUACCAAUUUAGGCUUUUCGAUGGCUGUGUUUCUGACUGUGGUUCGCAUUCCAUACCAGUUCUCUAUAUUUGGCAGCUAAUGAAGUUAUUGACCAUACGUCUAAUGUCUAUUUUUAAAAAUAGAAAGGUUUUACUGUAAUGUCAACUUAAUUAACCGCAUGUGUUAAAUCUCUUGAAUCCAGUGUUUCAUUGAAUUCUUGUGAUGGUAAUGUUGAUUAGCACCCUUCCACACCCAAUGAAACAAUCAUCUUCGUUUGCCCUAUUCUCAACUGGAAAUUGUGUCUUUUGGUAUGACACCACUUGUCAGCACUGAUAUUAGUGAUUUCAUAUUGUUUCCUGCACCACAUUGCAGAUUUAGAUCGUAUUUAAGUUUAUAAAAGUUGUGGGAUUUUUGUGUUUUUGUUUUUGUUUUUCUUUCUGUAAAACAACUUGAUUUGUUGCUAGUGAUGUAAGACUCAAGGCAUGUGACCCUUGGGGAAUCAGGUCUACUGCUGUCAUUGUUGGGAAUCCUCAAUAUAUCAAACUUAUUUUUACAAAGGUAUAUAUACAUUCCUUUAUUUAUUAAAUGAUCACCAGAUUGAUGUUAAUGUAGUGAAAUAUUUGUAGGCUGAUUUCAGAACUGAAAUAAUAAGAUAUUGUGAAAAUUAAAGCUUAAUAAAUGUUUACCGUAAUUCUGUUGUAA
Trichosurus vulpecula (common brushtail) is the source of this 5216-nucleotide messenger RNA. RefSeq names its product BRI3 binding protein (gene BRI3BP). The record is from RefSeq and is a predicted model, not a curated record. Gene Ontology annotation, cellular component: mitochondrion. Lineage: Eukaryota; Metazoa; Chordata; Mammalia; Diprotodontia; Phalangeridae. The transcript is spliced from 3 exons. The coding region runs from base 78 to 842 and encodes 254 amino acids.